This is a messenger RNA of Fusarium vanettenii 77-13-4, 885 nucleotides long. RefSeq lists its product as uncharacterized. Gene Ontology annotation, cellular component: cytosol. The transcript is spliced from 2 exons. Lineage: Eukaryota; Fungi; Ascomycota; Sordariomycetes; Hypocreales; Nectriaceae. The record is from RefSeq and is a predicted model, not a curated record. Gene Ontology annotation, molecular function: aldose reductase (NADPH) activity. The coding region runs from base 1 to 885 and encodes 294 amino acids.
AUGUACCCUAGCCGCACCUUCAUCCUCAACACAGGCGACGAGAUCCCCGCCGUCGGCCUAGGAACCUGGCGCUCCAACCCCCGUCAAGUCUCAACCGCCGUCGAGACAGCCCUCCGUGCGGGCUACCGCCACAUCGACACGGCCCUCGCCUACGGCAACGAGCAAGAAGUCGGCAACGGGAUCCGCGCCUCUGGCGUCCCCCGCGAAGAAAUCUGGGUCACGUCCAAGCUGCGCAACAACUGGCACAAGCAUGUUCGCGAGGGCUUGGAGACGAGUCUGAAGAAUCUUGGACUUGAUUAUGUCGACUUGUACUUGAUUCAUUGGCCUUGCUCGAGGGAUGCGGAUGAUCCUGCCAACUUGUAUCGGGAUUGGGAUUUUGUUGAUACUUGGGCUGAGAUGCAGAGGUUGUUGGAUGGGGGAAAGGUUCGCAAUAUUGGUGUGUCCAACUUUGGUAUCAGACAUCUUGAGGAGUUGCUCAAUAGCCCUUCUACCAAGGUCGUCCCCGCUGUCAACCAGAUCGAGCUGCAUCCGUGCAACCCCUCCCCCAAGCUGGUCGCCUACAACACCUCCAAGGGCAUCCACACCGAAGGAUACUCGUGCCUGGGUUCAGCCCACUUGGGUCUGUCCCGUAACAAGAUCCUGGUCGACAUCGCCAAUGCAAAGGGCAAGACGCCACAGCAGGUGUUGCUGCAGUGGGGACUGCAAAAGGGCUGGAGCGUCGUCCCCAAGAGCGUUACGCCUUCGCGGAUCGAGUCCAACCUGGAUCUGGAUGGGUGGGAGCUGACGGACGACGAGAUGGAUAUGCUGGAUGGGAUCGAGACCCGGUUCAAGGUUGUCGGGGAUGGGUUCUUGCCCAAGAAGGUCUUCUUUGGAGAUGAUGAGUAA